This is a messenger RNA of Varroa destructor (honeybee mite), 2023 nucleotides long. Its product is annotated as regucalcin-like. Lineage: Eukaryota; Metazoa; Arthropoda; Arachnida; Mesostigmata; Varroidae. The record is from RefSeq and is a predicted model, not a curated record. Gene Ontology annotation, molecular function: gluconolactonase activity; calcium ion binding. Gene Ontology annotation, biological process: L-ascorbic acid biosynthetic process.
AAUUCGAAAGCUUCAUACAGAUUUAAGCUAUUUAAAGUAAUAAGUGAAAAAAGUAUGAAUACUCGAGGGGGCGUCCUUGCUCGAACGAACUGUCGAAUUAAGCCACUAAAGUCACAUAAAAGCAAACAGGGCACAAACAUGUUUUUCAUUGAUGGUAUUCUUUACUAUGCUGACGCUUCAAUGAAGAAAGUGAUUAAGUACUCAGUUGAUGACCAGGAUAUCCUCGCAACACUCUAUACAAAAAAACGCUCAGCGUUUAUGUUUCCGCUCUUCAAAAGAUCCAAACUACCUUCAGAGUUCGUACUUCAAAGCAGUGUGCUCAUUAGCGACGGGCUGCAGAUCAGGGUUGUGGACCUUGAUAAUAAUGCGGAGCUUGAUGUGUGCUCUUUGGAAGAUAUUGGACUCAAAGGAACUGUUGGGGCUGCCACAACACACAACAGUGGCCGUUUAUUCUUCUCCGUUAUUCAAUCUGAAAACAACCGAGUGAUGGAACAAUGCGGCGGUACAUUUUGUUGCAUGACGACUGCUGGAAGUAUCUUCAAACUAUACGAUGGGAUCUGUCUGUCGGAUGGCAUGUGUUUCAACAAGGAUUAUUCGCGCCUGUUUGCAUUCGACCUGAUGAGGAAGCGUCUAGUCUAUUUCAGCUUGGAUCAAAUUAAUAUUACCUCUCCCAGCACGUUCAUCAACUGGGAGACGAGCCCACUUGUGGAAAAUAGCCAGGUGAGAGGUAUGGCCGUGGACAAAAAUGACCAUUUGUGGGUGUGCUGCUCUGGAGAAGGCAAGGUAAUCGAGGUGGACAUUGAGUCAAAAACCAUCCUCAGAGAUCUUCUCAUGCCAAAAGCAAAGGAGUUAAGUUCUGUUUGCUUCGGUGGAACUGAUUACCGGGAGCUGUUCGUUGCGUCGUCAUACGUCGGACUCACACAAGACGAGCUCACCAGACAAGUGAACGCGGGACAUAUUUUUGCCGUUAAAGGAUACAGUAAUUUACAAGGAAGAAAACCAACACCUAUUUUACUUAAUCUUAAUGGCGGCAAAAGCAAUAAAAGUGCAGGAACCAGUAUGAAAUACAGUUAACGACCAGGAGCAGCAUCGAUCGAAUAGCGCGCGCAGUAUUUGAAAAAUUUCUCUUGUGCACGUCGCCGCGCCGAUUUAUCGAACAGCGUUGUACGAAACACCAGCGGCAGCACCAGCGACGUGGUUAUAAUUCCUACAAUCAGAAGCAUUUCCAAUGAAUAUGACCCAUCGCCCGGAUUAACACUCAGUGGCGGAUAAGUAGAAAUUUAACCUUUACUUUCAGCGUUACUGAAAGCAGUCAGAGUAUUACAUCAAAAGUAAUAAAAAUCAGUCGGAGCAGUUGGGCUAGUAUCACUUUUACAGCAUACAGGUAUAGGCAUAAGAGCAUGACAUAUGGAAAAAAAGGCGAGAUAGAUAGUUUCAAUCCUCCAUUGUAUCUUGUUCAAACAUCGUCCUACAUAUAUUGUAUACCUAUGUGUGGCAUAUGUCACAUUGCAAAGCUUCAACCGCUAACCCGUUGACGAGGCCAUCGUGUGAAUGGCAAAUUUUAUAAUUUGAUAAACGUAAGUGCAGCUUAUAUCUGUGUUAGAAAUUAAAAUACAUUAAUUAUCCAAUUGAAAAUGCAUAAGACAUCCCAAAUAUUAUUUAUUUUCAUAGUAGACGCUGUGUGUAGUGAAUGUAUUGUCUUCCUUUCUUAUCAAAAAGCGGGUUCUAUAGUUUAUCACUGUUGAAGCCUACAAUUUGGUUGCCGUACUAUUUGAAAAUAUGUAAAAGAGCUUCUAAAAUAAGUGAUUAAUCUAUGAAUAUCUACUAAUAGAUAGAAUUCAGAACUCUCUCAACUGUCCCAUUUGACAAUAAAUUUGAAAAUAAAAAAUCUGCACAACGUCUAGGUCUGUAUUGUCAGAAGCAAUGACCACAAGCAUUAUAUUUUACCAUCAGCUGAACGAUUUUUUUUUCUUUUUUGCCAACGAAAACAAACAAUCGAGUGCCAAAUCAAGUCCCGUGCUUA